Penicillium odoratum is the source of this 2268-nucleotide messenger RNA. Its product is annotated as serine/threonine-protein kinase. Bases 1 to 2268 code for a protein of 755 amino acids. The transcript is spliced from 2 exons. Gene Ontology annotation, cellular component: nucleus; cytoplasm. Lineage: Eukaryota; Fungi; Ascomycota; Eurotiomycetes; Eurotiales; Aspergillaceae. Gene Ontology annotation, biological process: intracellular signal transduction; protein phosphorylation. Gene Ontology annotation, molecular function: ATP binding; protein serine/threonine kinase activity. The record is from RefSeq and is a predicted model, not a curated record.
AUGACAGUCACAUAUGACUCCCCCUCUCGGGGAACUACCAACACAUCAAUGGCCUCCCUCGAGGAUCGUUUCCAGGUGAUGAAGGAAGUGGGUGAUGGCAGCUUUGGCAGCGUGGCGCUUGCGCGCGUACGAACUGCUGGGUCACAUAUUGCGCGUCGAGGAACAAUGGUGGCUAUCAAAACAAUGAAGAAGACUUUCGACUCGUUAGGCCCAUGUCUAGAGUUGCGUGAGGUUAUCUUCUUGCGUACCUUGCCAGUGCACCCACAUUUGGUCCCGGCUCUCGACAUCUUCCUCGAUCCGUUUUCUCACAAACUGCACAUCUGUAUGGAGUACAUGGAUGGCAACCUAUACCAGUUGAUGAAGGCCCGGGACCACAAGUACUUUGAAGGAAAGCAUGUCAAGGGUAUCUUAUAUCAGAUUUUGUCUGGACUGGACCACAUUCACGCCCAUCACUUCUUCCAUCGCGAUAUCAAACCCGAGAACAUCCUCGUGUCGACCUCUGCUCCGAACGACUCCACGUUCAGUCGUUACUCCAACCUUGUGACUCCCCCCUCUACCCCCCCAACAUAUACCGUGAAGAUCGCCGACUUUGGUCUCGCCCGUGAGACCCACUCCAAGCAGCCUUAUACUACCUACGUUUCGACUCGCUGGUACCGGGCACCAGAAGUGCUCCUCCGUGCGGGAGAGUACUCUGCUCCGGUUGAUAUGUGGGCUGUUGGUGCCAUGGCUGUCGAAAUUGCGACACUGAAGCCACUGUUCCCCGGUGGAAACGAGGUGGAUCAGGUUUGGCGUGUAUGUGAAAUCAUGGGUAGCCCUGGUAACUGGUACAGCAAGUCUGGUGCCAAGAUUGGUGGUGGUGAAUGGCGUGAAGGAUCGCGGCUGGCGCAUAAGUUGGGCUUUACGUUCCCCAAGAUGGCACCACAUGCAAUGGACACUGUUCUCCAGCAGCCCCAGUGGCCUGCUGCCCUCGCCGAGUUCGUGACAUGGUGUUUGAUGUGGGAUCCAAAGAACCGACCGACAUCAACCCAGGCCUUGAACCAUGAAUACUUUGCCGAUGCCGUGGAUCCUUUGCGGCCCAAGUCCUCGACUUCCUCAAGAUUGCUCGGUCGCAAGCCAUCCGACCGAAGCUUCAAGUCUCCGACCCUUACCCCCCACGACUCUCCUACCCUCUCUAGCAAGCCCUCGUGGUUCCGCAGAUCUUUGAUUGGACGCUCUGAUAGUCCUGUCCCAUCCGAAAAUGACAGCCCUGUCAGACCUCCCGUUGUCAGUCACCACACUGUUCCCGACAUCCAGCCAGCCAAGGCUCGCCCCUCCAACACCAAGCGGGCCACAUGGGCCAACGGUGCUCCGAUGCCUAUUCUUCCUUCCAUUCGUCCUGUUUCACCACUGUCAGCUUCCGUCACAGCGCAAGCUAACGCGACCGUGGCACAUAACGCGUCGCUACAGGUUGAGUCUGAGGCUAGCAAGGCUAGCAAAAAGAUUGGUCGCCAACUUUCCGUCAACUCCAACGGCAAUCAUUACUCAGAUGCGCACCGCCUAGAGGCCGAACGGAUACUGAAUGGUUCUGGCAGUACGACACCGACUACCAAAGAGAGCUUCUUCUCUCAUCUGCGUAAGCGCGCUCGCAGACUCUCUGGUCGGAACCAAGCCGCGGCAGCCACCGAUGACGUCGAGGCCAAUGCCGGGUGCAUUCCAUGGUCCAACCGUUCUUCCAUGGCCAUCGAUGGUGCCAACGUUGACGCCAAGCAGCCCGGUAAUUCCGAUCUGAGCGAGCUUGAUAAGGCGCUCCAGAGUGUGAAGUACUCGCUAGACUCGUCCACCCUUGGUAACGUGCCUGUGCAUCUGAACUCAGAGUGCAGCAUCACAAAGCGCCAGUCCAUGCCCCAGACUACUGGCGCGAAUCCCGGGCCCAUCUCUAGCCGGACUCGGCGAGCCAUGCAGAUGACCAGCCAUCCCGUCCACCGCUACGAGACGCCCGAGGAGGAGGAUGAGCUUUUGGACGAGGUCUUACACUCGGCCAGCAAAGCUGCACUGCGCUUGGCUCAAAAUCAGUCAAUAACUUCUCAUUCGCGCGCUCUUCCCAGCCCAUAUCCCACGCCAUCGCCGACAGCGGCCCACCGUGAAAGCUACUUUGACACACCCGACAAGCACAUCACCAAGCCUGAUGUGACCUCGAACCGCCAAUGGCCGACUCCCCCAUAUGAAGAGUCCGAGUGGAACAACAAGGCAUCCUCCCACUACAUCCCUUCCGGAUCCAACUACAUCUAA